Molecule: messenger RNA, 642 nt
Organism: Lottia gigantea (owl limpet)
Lineage: Eukaryota; Metazoa; Mollusca; Gastropoda; Lottiidae
Exons: 3
Coding region: 1-642 (213 amino acids)
Source: RefSeq, a predicted model, not a curated record
AUGGAGUUUCACUAUCAACAGUUUCGGGAAGAAUUUCUUUACACUGGACCCGUUACAUUUAAUUAUUACAGUUUGAUACCAAACUCUAGUUUAAUCUACUGUACAGCAACUUGUUCAUCUCUCUACAACUGGGAUCAGAUAUAUUAUCAAGGAGAAGAUUGUUAUUGUUUAGCACCAGUUUAUAUGGAAGCUAGCCAGGUUUCUGGAACGGUAACGACCAACUCGUCAAUUAGGAUACGAUAUCACGACGUUUCUUUCUGUUCUGAGAAUAAAUACACAACGUUUCUAAACCAGCGAUAUUGUUUAAAAUUAUUUCGAAAUAAACAAAAUUUUAUUAACGCUGAAUCAACCUGUCAACAAGAUGGUGGUCAUAUUAUUUCCGUUUAUACUCUACAAGAUUUUAAUAAUUUUAAAUCUCUAAAUACGAAUAAUGUAUCUGUCUAUGUUGGUGGACACAGAUCACAUGGUAAAGAAUUUGUCUGGAUAACUGGUGGAACUGUUGAUGAGUCGUUCUGGAAAUCUAAUGAACCUGAUGAUAAUGGAGGGAGUGAAAACUGUAUAGAAGUUCAGUCUAAUGGUCCAUUUAACGAUAUGCGUUGUAAUAUUGCCUAUGCUUUUAUUUGUCAAAUAUUGAUAAAAUGA